Messenger RNA from Daucus carota subsp. sativus, 366 nucleotides. RefSeq lists its product as uncharacterized. NCBI's taxonomy places the organism in Eukaryota, Viridiplantae, Streptophyta, Magnoliopsida, Apiales, Apiaceae. Gene Ontology annotation, cellular component: nucleus. The record is from RefSeq and is a predicted model, not a curated record. Bases 1 to 366 code for a protein of 121 amino acids. The transcript has a single exon. Gene Ontology annotation, biological process: chromatin remodeling.
AUGACUUUUUGGGGUUGUUUGGAUGAUUUGGUUUGGAGUAUUACUCUAGAUCAAUUUUUAUUUGUUGGUGGUGAUUUUAAUGGUCAUAUUGGUGCGAGAGCAGAUGGGUAUCAAGGUGUUCAUGGUGGGUUUGGCUAUGGUGUUAGAAAUGACAACGGUUCGACGCUUUUGGAAUUUGUAACAGCACAUGAUUUAGUGAUUGUUAACUCUUGUUUCCGCAAGCGUGAUGACAAUCUAAUUACUUUUAGGAGUGGGGGACAUGCCACUCAAAUUGAUUAUCUUCUUAUUCGCAGUAGAGAUUUCAGAUUUGUUCAUAUUGUAAGGUUUUUCCAGUGGAAGCUUGUGCUUCACAGCACCGUCUUUUAG